CCUCCGGGCCUCCAACUCCCGGGCCGGUCCGCCGCCUCCGACUCCGCUCGGCGCCGGGGCCGCGCCGGCGGUAUGAGCGCGGCACACGGCGGGUCGGUGCGGACGCUGCGGGUGCCGGGCCGCCACGGCUACGCCGCCGAGUUCUCCCCGUACCUGCCCGGCCGCCUGGCCUGCGCCGCCGCGCAGCACUACGGGAUCGCGGGCUGUGGAACUCUGCUAAUAUUGGAUCAAGAUGAAUCUGGGCUUAGGAUUUUUAGAAGCUUUGACUGGAACGAUGGUUUGUUUGACGUGACCUGGAGUGAGAACAAUGAACACGUCCUGGUCACGUGUAGUGGGGACGGCUCGCUGCAGCUCUGGGACACUGCCAAGCCCACAGGGCCACUGCAGGUCUACAAGGAACACACUCAGGAGGUAUAUAGUGUUGAUUGGAGCCAAACCAGAGGCGAACACCUUGUGGUAUCUGGUUCAUGGGAUCAAACCAUCAAACUGUGGGAUCCAAAUGUUGGCAAGUCUUUAUGCACCUUUAGAGGCCAUGAAAGUGUCAUUUAUAGCACAAUCUGGUCUCCCCACAUGCCUGGUUGCUUUGCUUCAGCCUCAGGUGACCAGACUCUGAGGAUUUGGGAUGUGAAGGCAGCAGGAGUCAGAAUUGUGGUUCCAGCACAUCAGGCAGAAGUUUUGAGUUGCGACUGGUGUAAAUACAAUGAGAAUUUGCUGGUGACGGGGGCAGUUGACUGUAGUUUGAGGGGCUGGGACUUGAGGAAUGUUCGACAACCAGUGUUUGAACUGCUUGGUCACACCUAUGCUAUCAGGAGAGUGAAAUUUUCACCAUUUCAUUCUUCUGUGCUGGCCUCUUGCUCCUAUGACUUUACUGUAAGAUUCUGGAACUUUUCAAAGCCUGACCCUCUUCUUGAAAUAGUGGACCAUCAUACAGAGUUUACCUGUGGUUUAGAUUUAAGUCUUCAGAGCCCUACUCAGGUGGCUGACUGUGCUUGGGAUGAAACGAUAAAGAUAUACGAUCCAGUUUGUCUUACUGUGCCUGCUUGAGAUGCACUACUCUGAUCAGAAACAAAGAACAUUGGCUGAAGAACUACUUACCAGGAAAUAAAUUAACUAUUGAUAACAUAGUCAUUAUGCUUUUAUAUGCUAUUCGGAUUUCAAAUGUUAAAAACAUACCCUGAAUCAGUUUAGCGGCAGCUGAUACAGACUUGGGCUCACCCUUUCAGCCUGACACAUUAGCCAUAUUUCCUAAAAUUCUAAGGAAUGAUUGAUGUUAUGGUAUUUCUUACAGUAUGUUAAAAUGUAAACUCGGUGUUAUAAAAUGGGUGAAAUUUGAUUCAUAUAGGUUAUAUAGGUAGGGAUAUAUUUUAUUUUUAAUUUGUCACUUUUGAUGUGAAAUAUAAUCACUGCUGUUGAUAAAAAAAUAAAUUGCAUCUCUUGAUCACUUA
This is a messenger RNA of Pipistrellus kuhlii (Kuhl's pipistrelle), 1445 nucleotides long. RefSeq names its product peroxisomal biogenesis factor 7 (gene PEX7). Gene Ontology annotation, molecular function: protein binding. The record is from RefSeq and is a predicted model, not a curated record. Gene Ontology annotation, biological process: protein import into peroxisome matrix. The transcript has 10 exons. Gene Ontology annotation, cellular component: cytosol; peroxisomal matrix. Lineage: Eukaryota; Metazoa; Chordata; Mammalia; Chiroptera; Vespertilionidae. The coding region runs from base 73 to 1044 and encodes 323 amino acids.